AUGUCACUGGCCAAGCGGCCCUUCGCCGAGGUGGACGGCGGCGGGGAUCACCGGCAUGAGACUUUACGGCAGCGUCAAACUCCGCCUCAACCUUCUCCCGAUUGCCGAGGCCGGUGGUCUGCCGAGUCGGACGAGUUCCCAGAUACUUUAUCACCAUGGUACGAUGACGGAACGCCACCUCAAGCCUUUGAGGCUGAUGCCUCGAUCGUUCUCGUCGGCAUCCGAGGUGCUGGAAAGUCGACUCUAGCAAUAAUUGCCUCUACCGCCAUGAACCGACGGGUUGUCGAUUGCGAAAAGGCAUUCCAACAAGCGACCACCUUUUCCAGUUCGGUUUUCAAAAGACUAUAUGGGCCGCUUGAGUGCCGACGGCGGCAAACCGAUGUGUUGCGUGACACGUUAGCCAACAGUUGCAAGGGAUGCAUUAUUGUAUGCUCAUGGAUGGAGAAGAAUAUUCGCCGUCUACUCCAGGAAUUUUGUCGUACAAAUCCGGUUGUGCACAUCCUCCGCGAGAGUGAUGUUGUCCAGAGACACCUCAAGAUCGAGGAUGAAGCCAAGGCCAGCAAUCUCAUAGCCUUGAGUACUUCUUUGUUUCGUGGGUGCAGUAACUUUGAGUUCUUCAAUCUGUCCGAGAACCUGUCUCGACAUGUCGAUACUCAGACAGACACCACCGUCAACAAACCGCGAAGUCCUGCGCCAUACCUUACGCUGAAGAGAGCAGAAAGGCAUUUUCUCAAGUUUUUGACUCUGAUAAUGCCUGCCGGAAGCAUACCAUUCAUCGAAUCCGCCUUUCCUCUGGCUUCUGUUCCUACGCAUGAAAGAAAGUUUACAUAUGCCUUGUCUGUCACACUUUCAAGCCUGUUGGCUCGUGAGAUAGAUACUGAGGAGAUGGAAAUAGGAGCCGAUGCUAUCGAGAUUGUCGUUGAUGAUCUAGUCUGUGGCCCUGGUGAAGUGAGCUCAUUGACUCCCGAGAGAGCAGCACUCAUCACCAACGUCCUUGGAUCUAUUCGUCGCAACACAGUCAUACCAUUGAUUUAUCAUGUCUUGAAGCCCGAGACUGGUCCAUCACGCCCGUUUGUUACCAAUCCAGACACCAUAUACGUGGACUAUGUCCUACAUGGCUUGAGACUUGCUCCCGAGUUUGUGACUGUCGACUUGCAACUCAACGAAACCAUCUUCAAGCAUGUGGCAUCGUCAAGGCGCAAUUCUAGGGUCAUUGCUCAUCGCGCCCCUAUACCGGCUUUACCGUGGGACAGUCCGGACUGGCUCCGGUAUUAUGAGGACGCUAGGAAAUUUGACUGCGACUUGGUUCGACUAGUCAGGCCGGCCUAUGAUAUGCAAGACAAUUUUGAUGUCCAGCGAUUCAGAGCGUGCGUUGAUCUCCUGGGCGAGCCCCGUAUACCGAUUAUUGCUUACAACACGGGCCGCCUUGGUCGACACUCGGCAUGUUUCAAUCCUAUUCUGUCUCCCAUCACCACUACGGCCGGCUCCGGAGAUAUUUCAAGACUGGAGUCUUCUUAUCAUCCUCAAUUGACAGCCAUUGAUGGGAUCAAGGCCUUGUAUUCAUCAUUUGUCUACGAUGCCAUGAAGCUGUACGUUUUUGGUGCAAACGUAUCAUACAGUUUGUCUCCAACAAUGCACAACGCCGCGCUGGCAGCCUAUGGUAUUCAACACAUGUACAGACCAUAUUCGACUCCAACCCUGGGCGGUCUCAAGGGUCUUGUGGAUGAUCCUUUUUUUGCGGGAGCUUCCGUCGGCCUUCCUUUCAAGGUUGAAAUAAUCACCAUCACCGACAGCCUGAGUAGACACGCCCGGGCAAUAGGGGCCUGCAACACCCUCAUUCCUAUUCGACAUUUGAACUCCGAUGGCAGCGUGCCAGAUGAUUCAACUUUAUUGUUCAACAGUCGGAACAGAGCCGGGCCCAUCAAAGCUUUAUACGGCGAAAACACAGACUGGAUCGGAAUAAGGGCAUGUAUUCGUCGAGGCUUAUCUCCAGCAAAUGCUGUCCGUCCUGCAAGCUGUGGUCUCGUCAUUGGAGCCGGUGGUAUGGCUCGAGCAGCAGUUUAUGCCAUGCUACAGCUUGGGGUCAAGAAUAUCGUCAUAUACAAUCGAACUGUCGCCAAUGCAGAGAAGCUUGCUCGUCAUUUCCGCCACCUGCUAUCCAAAGGCGACCUACCCCAACUUGACAACAACAGCACAGUGAACAUUUCACAUUCUAGUCGAUCUAGUGGUACUUCAUCACCGGCAACAACCCCACGCUGUACAGAUGCAAGAUUUCACAUUGUUCGUUCGUUGGAUGAUCCGGCUAGCCAAGAAUGGCCACCAGGAUUCAACUUGCCCACCAUGAUUGUAUCAUGUAUACCAACGCACGAGGUAAACAAUACACCUCCUCCAAGCUAUACUCUCCCACCCGCAUGGCUCGCCAGCCCUACAGGAGGAGUUUUCUUCGAGCUCGAGUAUAAAACGCUCGACUCUCCGCUUCAUGCACAAUUCCGACGCGAAGCACAUAGAGGAUGGGUAGUCAUGGAUGGGUUGGAUCUACUUCCAGAGCAGGGCUUUGCACAGUUUGAGUUAUUUACAGGUCGUAGGGCCCCGAGAAGACUAAUGAGGAGGGUUGCGUUGCGGGCCUGGAGUGAUGAGCUUGGGAGAUCGGGGCCUCUACAGUUGGAGCCUAGGUUGAGGAACAUUGUAGAGCAGGAGCCUUGA
Molecule: messenger RNA, 2703 nt
Organism: Pyricularia grisea
Lineage: Eukaryota; Fungi; Ascomycota; Sordariomycetes; Magnaporthales; Pyriculariaceae
Exons: 1
Coding region: 1-2703 (900 amino acids)
Biological process (GO): chorismate biosynthetic process
Molecular function (GO): 3-phosphoshikimate 1-carboxyvinyltransferase activity; shikimate 3-dehydrogenase (NADP+) activity; 3-dehydroquinate dehydratase activity
Source: RefSeq, a predicted model, not a curated record